GGCGAAAUCCUCGUAUCGCGUGAUAAGUUGGAUGACAUCGUGUCGGCCGCGAAGUUCCUUCAGAUAGAAGGCGCCAAAGACUUCAUUCUACCCAAGAAUCAGCCCCAACGGGGGGACACCCACCCCCACCAGACUACCGGUGCCGGCACUGGCAGUGGUGGCAACCACUACAACAAUAAUACCGGUGUGACUGGCCAUACGAACAGCGCGAGUCGUAUGCAAAUCGACUUGCAGCACAUGAAGACCAUGUCCUCCCUGAGCCUCCAGAGACAACUGGCCGCCGCACAGGCCUCCCAACACCACAAACAGAUGUCCCUAUUGUCCAAAAUGAUGGUCCAGAGGCCGCAGACUGCCGGCGCUGCUGCUAAGGGUACCGGCGAUCAGUCAACCGGUGGCCAAUCGCCAGCGCCGGGCGAACCGGAAGUACAGCUGAGGCACGCCGUCAAGCGUGAGCUCAUCGACGAGGAACUGGAGGACGAGGAGGACGUGGAUGAGUUGGACGAAGAGGUGUCGGCGCCGGAGGGCACCGGUAGUGAUGGAAAGGCGGCCGAAAAGUCGGGAAUGUUUGCCGAGUUUGAGGACCAGUCAGGGGUUGUCAGCAAUAGUAACGCCACUAAUAAUGGAAAUACCGGUCGGGAUAAGAGUGCGCCCAAUGAGGGGGACAGUCGUCACUCGGAGGACAGUAGUGCCGGUGAUGAGGACGAGGAGGAUAUGGACGAAGAGGCCAUGGAUGUGACUACCAGUGCGGCGACGACGGCAGCGAUUCUGGCGAAAGUACCCCCGGGUACUAGUGUUAGCACUACCGGUGCUGAUGGUGGCGGUGAUGCACAGCAUAAAAGUGAUAAUUUGAAUGUGCCAACCCGUGAGUCGGAGGACGAUAUAGCUCUGGAGGAAGAAGAGGAAUACGAGGACGAGUUCGACGAGGAGGAGCUCCUGGACGAGGAACAGGAGGUUAUUACCGGUGGUCGACAGCACCGGGCGAUGAGUAUGGGUCGGGCCCUGGAAUCUCAGCAGUCGAUGGACACACCCCUUGCCCGGGCUAUCGCCGCCUCAACCCUCGCCUCGUUUGGUGCCGGCGCUGUCGAUAUGGACAGUGAGGUCUCCCAGUCCUCGUCCGGACCCUACAGUUCCCCGAAACGGUCGCUCACUAUCACCGCACACACCGGUAGUGAGCGGCGGGGUAGGGGUCGGCCCCCCAAAUACGACAUGGGAAGCAUAUUCACGGGACUGGCGUCUGGGGUCAGCGCCGCAUCCAUAGUCACACCAACCGUUAUAAUGAGCGCACAAUCGACGGCACCUUCAGCUACGGCCACAUCAGCCCAAUCGUCGUCGGCCUCCGCCACCCGUUCCCGUAGGGGUAGACCGCCGUCGAUGCCCGAGGAGUUGCUGCGAUCGCUGACCGGCCGGUUAGAUAAGGCUCACCACAAGUGUCCCCACUGUCCGCAGAUAUACUACGGCUAUCACGCCAUGAGAGACCACAUAACGUCUGUCCACUUGAACUCCGGCGAGAAAUACAUAUGUAAUCUGUGUAACAAGGAGUACACGUGGCGUAUCACCCUGCGCAAACAUCUCAAGUUUCACCAUGGCGUGCACCCGGACCAAGUUCAGAACGCCUGACCACUUUAGAUACCGUUUCUCUCCCCCUCCCGUUCCCACACUUUUUGAUUAGGUUUUGUUUUUUUGUAAACUUUUUUUUGGUGAUUGAAAAAAGUCUAAACUUUUUUUUGUUUGUCUCUCUGUUUGUAGUUAUGAAUUGAGUGUUGAUAUGAUAGCCCUUUCCCUCCAUACCCUUCCCACCGAAGACCUUACCCUUAGAUACCGUUCUCUUUAAUAUAUUAUAAUUAAGUUUUUUUGUGAACUUUUAUAUAAAAGUUUAAAAUUAAUUGCAUUUCUUAUAUCUCUCUGAUUGUGAUUAUGAUGAGUACUGACUGUUAGUUAAGUUAAUUAUAGCUCCCGACCCCCUCCUAUACCCCUUAACCACCCGUUCCCCACAUUUACCGUGCAUUUGGUUUAUAAAUUAAUUUACAAUUUAAUUGCUAAUUGUUUUGAUUGU
This is a messenger RNA of Oppiella nova, 2053 nucleotides long. The record is from the annotation of a GenBank genome assembly. Lineage: Eukaryota; Metazoa; Arthropoda; Arachnida; Sarcoptiformes; Oppiidae.